This is a messenger RNA of Rubroshorea leprosula, 1700 nucleotides long. Lineage: Eukaryota; Viridiplantae; Streptophyta; Magnoliopsida; Malvales; Dipterocarpaceae. The record is from the annotation of a GenBank genome assembly.
CCAAACAAAGUGAAACAUUCUGUCUUGUUCAAUUCGUACAAUCUGGGUCUUGUCCUAAUCUCGUACCCUGAUUAAUGCCCAUUUUUUGAUUAAUGGUUUUUGCGCCGCCACAGAUAUGGGGGCUCAGAAGAGCAUCCAUGCAGGCAAAGCCAAGAUAGAUGUGAAUGUUGAUUUCACUCAAAAGCUAUGUGCUUCUAUGAUUCUUCCUUCUUUGAGAGACACUGGAAGGGGUAGUCCUCUCUCUCUUGUAAUUGGCAGUCUUUGCAUCAAACAUCCAAACUUAUUUGGUGGAAGUGAGAAGCUUGAUGUAACGUUGGAUAAGGGCUUAUAUGAUUCAAACAUAUUGGUGGCUUAUAGGAGGCCAGGACCCCAAUGGCUUUCCCAAAAAUGUUUUGUCAUUCAGCAUUCACUUUCACCUGAGAUAGGGGUCCAUGGUACACCAUUGGACAAUUUCUCUCGUUCAGGAAGUGGAGGUGUGAAUUUGUCUAGAUUCUCAGUUGGGUUGGAUCUAAAUGAGCCUGCAAGUUCUAAAUGGAGUAGCACGAGUAGCAUAAAAUUUGAGCAUGUUCGCCCCGUGAAUGAUGAUGGCCGCUCUAUGACUAGGGAUCUGGAUGGGUUUCCUGUGACUUGCAGUGGCAAUGCCCAUGAUAGUAUGCUAGUCUUAAAGCAAGAGUCUAGAUAUGCAAAAGCAGAUGAUCAUAGUUUUUCUCGUUUUAGCAUACAAAUAGAGCAGGGUAUCCCUGUUUGGUCUAAGUGGUUAAUCUUCAAUCGCUUCAAAUUUCUGGCAUCAAAUGGUGUCAAGCUUGGACCUGCCUUUCUCUUGACAAGCCUGACAGUUGGUUCCAUUGUUGGAGACAUGGCUCCUUAUCAAGCAUUUGCAGUUGGUGGUCUUGGUAGCGUGCGGGGGUAUGGAGAAGGAGCUGUUGGAUCUGGGAGAUCAUGUCUAGUUGCUAAUACUGAAGUGACAUUCCCUUUGAGCAACAUGUUGGAUGGCUCUCUUUUCCUGGAUUGUGGAACUGAUUUGGGGUCUGGUCGUCAUGUUCCUGGAAAUCCAGCACUAAGACAGGGCAAACCGGGAUGUGGAGUUGGGGCUGGAUAUGGAAUUCGCUUCAAGUCUCCAUUUGGUCACUUUCAGAUUGACUAUGCCAUCAACGCGUUUCAACAGAAAACUGUGUACUUUGGCAUCACCAACCUUGCUUCAUGAGUGGCUUGAGCAAUAAGUUGCCUAAUUCUUGCUCUACCCAUUUCCAUUCUGUGGAAGAUGUCAAUUCAGGAAGAUAAAUGGAAAAGAAAAGAACAAGAUGGAGGGUGCACCGCCCAUGGUAUGAGGAUAAAUCCUUUUUUCUCCGAAGACUAUUGGAGUUGCAUGUUUCUUGAGAAGUACUUCAAGCUGCAUAGUACGAGGAUAUAUACAAGGGCUUUUUCUCUUGUCUAGCAUCAAUCGACUUGCAAAAUCACAAAGUGCAGGAAAUUUCGUAGUCUCAUUCUAUUUUAUAAAAUAUUGCAUUUUUUCAUGGAAAUAAGUAAGCAAAUGGCAAAAAGUUUAUGUACAACAGACAAAUAAGAAUGGGUUAAUACCCCAUAUUUUCCGAAGUGUAUGUUCCUUUUCAAAGAGGAUGUUCGCAAUUUUGAUUUUGUAGAUGAAGCUAACAGAAUACUUCAUAUGAUGACAAUCUUUCUCCAGUUCUAAAUUUAUGGAU